CCUUCUUCUUCGUCGUCUUAUGCUUCACGUCGCCCGUCGUCCUCACACAUAUUGUCGCUCGUUGCCUGCCCUUCAAUGCCCACGCCUCCCAAUCCACGUCUGCAUGCGUUCGCCGUACCGCUACCUUCGCUGAAUCAUGGCCAUGGCCACAGCCACGCAGUCGACCCCAUCCGAGUCUCCAUUCGACAUCCCCCAUGAUGAUAUGGCCGCGCUCGCGGCGUCGCCCGGUUUCCAGGUGCUGCGGCACUACCUAGCCGACAAGACGGACAACAGCUUCUGUGAACACCAUUCUGCCUUCCCGGACACUCAUCCAACCUGGAUAUUGCAUCGCGACAUUCUGCACGCACUGAAUAUGCCCGUAUUGCAGCUGUUUAGGCGUGCGUCGGCCCUUGCCCACGCGGCACUCUGCACUCAGAAGCCCGAGGACCUUGAGCUAGCCUUCCAUGGGGAUGCACGCAGCGCGUUCCUCUGGCUGCAGUGCUUUGUGACGGAUGAGGUGGACUGGUGUUGUACUCGCGGCUGUCCAGCCUGCGUCACCGCUGCAACCAUUAGCACCGAAUCACACAUCCGUCUCACGGUUACUUCAUCCCUCCUCUCAACUUCGCCGGCUUCGUCGCCUCCUAGUGAUGCUCUUCCGAGCUCAGAGCCCGUUAGCCCCACCACUCCUUCAGGACUGUCUCUACCCCCACUACCACACAUACUCCCAGCGCUACGUGAGGCCCUUGUCCAAGAUCCAUUUUGGGGUCCAGACUACUGGCCUUAUCUUCUCUCACGCGCCAAUCUUCUCUCCGCGGGUGUUCAUGGCCUCAUACACGAGUGUGGUGAGCUUGAAGCUCUAGUGUCGUCUCCAUCGCCCAGAAGCACGGCUCCCAAGCAACGUGCUGCUCUUCUUCGAGAUGGGGGGCUGCAUGGAGAUGGUGAAGGCACUGGUACUAAGUUGAGAAAAUCCAAAUUAGCAAAGCGGCAACUGAGAAUGAAGGGCGAGGAGAUGGAGUUGCUCCAACGCGCGGCGCUGCAGUGUUGGGGUGCUGUUGCUGUGCCUGCCGAUCUCCGGAAGCAGACUCUUCGGAGAGGAGAGCGGAGGGUCAGAAGUCUGACUUGUCCUUGAAGUUCGAAGACAUUUACGUGCCCUUUUGGGAUCAAUUUGUCCGGCACACGCACGUCGAUAUUUUGGACGCGCACAAGCGCUGCAUUUGGGGUCAGGGAAGGUUUGUUGAAAUUCUAUGGAUACCACAGCGAGGUGCGUCGAGCCUCUACGCUACUUUUCUCUUAUGUCUCUUUUGUCAGAGGUUUGGGCAGUCUUGGAUUAGACAAGAUUCGCGCUUCCAUAUCAUUAAUUGAGUACAUGCUUAGAUACACCUCUUAAACUCGCGUCUGUCUAAAUGCGUGUCAAAUUGUUGCUGGGAGGUCUGUGCUUCAAAGCAGGUAAACUCCGACCAAGCCACCCCCUAAUAGAC
Molecule: messenger RNA, 1457 nt
Organism: Mytilinidion resinicola
Lineage: Eukaryota; Fungi; Ascomycota; Dothideomycetes; Mytilinidiales; Mytilinidiaceae
Exons: 3
Coding region: 137-1108 (323 amino acids)
Source: RefSeq, a predicted model, not a curated record